UAGUCUUCUUCUUACUACCCUUAUCUCUUUUUACAGAAUCUUGAACAUCUCUGGUAGAAGUCGCUCUUUUGUUGCACCUUGUUUCGUUUCUUAUAGUACUACCUCGUACACCCGUCCCUUGUACACCAUGCUCUACCACACCGUCCUCGCCUCUCUGGCGCUUGUACGCCUGAGCGUAGCUGGCUACGUCCUGCAAGAUGACUAUAGUGGUGGCAACUUCUUCAACAUGUUCAACUUCUAUACGGGUGGUGACCCGACACAUGGUUUCGUCCGAUAUGUCGAUCAAGGGACAGCCUCAAGCACCGGCCUCAUUAACACUAAUGGUCCAGCCUAUAUCGGGGUCGACCAUAACAAUGUUACACCCAAGGGGCGCCCUAGUGUCCGUCUGGAAAGCAAGAACUCGUACAAUGACGGUCUCAUCAUCAUCGACCUUGCUCACAUGCCCGCAUCGACUUGUGGCACAUGGCCUGCUUUCUGGAUGUUUGGCCCCAACUGGCCCAACAAUGGUGAGAUCGAUAUUAUCGAGGGUGUCAACGACCAGACACAGAACAAGAUGACAUUACACACCGCCCCUGGCUGCACCAUCGAGAACAGAGGUGGCAUGCUCGGCUCCAUAGCCACCGGAAACUGCGACGCCAAUGUCGACGGAAACACCGGCUGCGGAAUUACGGACCAGUCUACCGGAAGCUAUGGUACUCCGUUGAACAAUGCAGGAGGGGCCGUCUUCGCUACUGAAAUCCGUAGCGACGCCAUUGCCAUCUGGCGCUUUGCUCGAGGCUCUGUCCCCGGUGAUAUCAACAGUGCCACCCCGAAUCCUUCUACUUGGGGAACGCCACAGGCUCUGUUCCAAGGUGGUUGCGACAUUGACAAGUCUUUCAACAGCCUCAACAUCAUCUUCGACACCACCUUCUGCGGUGACUGGGCCGGCGCCGUCUGGGGCGGGUCUUCGUGCGCUGCAAAAGCAGGUACGUGCAACGACUACGUCGCCAACAACCCGGGUGCAUUUUCCGACUCGUAUUGGAGCGUCAACUCGCUCAAGGUCUUCAAGAGCGUCGCCGCUGUUAGGGCCCAGGACGAGGCUGUGCCCGUUGCGGCUCCGUCUGCUGUCGUGGUUUCUCUACCUGUCGCCUCGCCUAUCGUAAGUGACGUCCCGCAUCACGAGGAGCUUUAGAUCUGUCUUGCUACGACGUUUCAUGGACACACUACAUUCUCCCUCCUCCGUCCACCUCACAUGAAUCCCCUCCCUCCUAUGCAUCACACUAGCAUUUUGUUUCCUGGCGUCCGGCGUCCGGCGUCC
Molecule: messenger RNA, 1297 nt
Organism: Pseudovirgaria hyperparasitica
Lineage: Eukaryota; Fungi; Ascomycota; Dothideomycetes; Acrospermales; Acrospermaceae
Exons: 4
Coding region: 128-1171 (347 amino acids)
Biological process (GO): glucan catabolic process
Molecular function (GO): hydrolase activity, hydrolyzing O-glycosyl compounds
Source: RefSeq, a predicted model, not a curated record